Acanthamoeba castellanii str. Neff is the source of this 2952-nucleotide messenger RNA. Its product is annotated as domain found in dishevelled, egl10, and pleckstrin domain containing protein. Gene Ontology annotation, cellular component: cytoplasm. The transcript has 21 exons. Gene Ontology annotation, biological process: intracellular signal transduction; regulation of MAPK cascade; protein phosphorylation. Gene Ontology annotation, molecular function: protein serine/threonine kinase activity; ATP binding. NCBI's taxonomy places the organism in Eukaryota, Discosea, Longamoebia, Acanthamoebidae. The record is from RefSeq and is a predicted model, not a curated record. The coding region runs from base 1 to 2952 and encodes 983 amino acids.
AUGGCGGAUCUGUUCGGGGAGAACCCGACAAGAUAUAUCAAAUCGUCGAAGAACUCGGACGAGGCGAUUUCACAAUUCGGCAAGGUGUUCAAAGGACUCAGAAAAGAUGACGGCGAGGUGGUCGCUAUCAAGAUACUCACCAUCGACGAAACGGCGGAUGACGAUACGUUUCGUUCGGUGGCGAAGGAGAUCCAAAUGCUGCGCGACUGCAACCACCCCAGCAUCGUCGGAUUCUACGGUGCCUACAUCAAGGACAACGAACUCUGGAUCAUCAUGGAGUUCUGCGAUGCCGGCAGCUGCUCGAAGAUGAUGACCAAAAUGGGCAAGAACUUUCUCGAGGAGGAGAUCGCGGCGGUGGUGUAUCAGGUGCUGCAGGGACUGGAGUACCUGGCCAAUGCGCGUAAGAUGCAUCGCGACAUCAAAGCCGACAACCUGCUCCUCAAGUCCUCGGGCGAGGUCAAGAUCGCUGACCUGGGCGUUGCGGCGCAGCUGAAGAACACGAUGGACUUUCACAAGACCGCCACCGGAACCCCGUAUUGGAUGGCCCCGGAAUUAGUCAGCGAGACUCGAUACAAUUCUAAAGUCGACGUGUGGUCGCUUGGCAUCAGCGCAAUAGAGCUGGCCGAGCGCAAGCCACCACUAUUCGAUUUUGUCCCCAUGCGGACGCGACCACCACCGACGCUCUCCAAACCGGGCGAUUGGAGUGCGGAGUUCAAUGACUUCAUAGCCAAGACCCUCGUCAAGGACCCCGAGAGCCGUGCCUCGGCCACGGAGCUUCUCGAGCAUCCGUUCAUCGCAAAGGUCAAGCCACGAAGCAAGGAGAUCGUCGCGGGGCUCGUGCAGCGGUACAACAGAGUAAUGACAGAGAGGCGAAACCAACGUGACGAAAAAAAGAGAUUGAAUUUGGAGAGGGAAAAGGAUAAGAUUGUGAGGGAUGGGUAUGCGGAAGACGAAAGCGACGAGGACGGUGAAGGCGAUAGCGACGAAAAGAACGAAAUCGAAAGCGGAGCGAGACGGAAAAAGAGAGAAAGCGACGAAGACAACGAAAACGAAGAGGACGCGGAUGACGAUGAAGAAGGCGGCGCAAGAACGAAGAAAAAGAAGACGGUGUUGUUGGUGAGGAGGAAGGCGAAAACGGGCUCGCGCACGCCCAGUCCCGCCACGACGCCCGAGAUCAAAGAACGAAAAACAAUACGACAGCGACUCAAAGUGCGAAGGCUGGCCGCGCGGGAGCAGAAAAUGAAGACCCUCGACGACAAUGACACCACUCGCACACCCGCCGUCGACGGCGUCGACGCCACUUCUCCCGUCUCGCUCUCCUCGUCCGCCUCCGCGACCGCCGCCGGUUCGGGCGCGACAUCCUCGUCCGCCUCGCUCGGCUGGUGGCAGCGAACCGACAAGAAGCUGCGGUCGACCUUCAAGAAGCUCGACCUCACCGCCGCCACGAACAACAACAACGGAAGCCAGCUCAAGACGUCGAGGGACAGAUCGCCAACAACGUCAGCCAGCAAGCCAUCGUCGUCGCCGAAGCAGCCACCAACGCCGCGCGACCGCCGCGGCCGAAAGACCGGAGGCAGCGCGAUCGCCGGACUGAAUCCGUCAUCGGCGACCAAGCGUCGGGCGGCGGCCAAGAAAAAGAAGACCACCGGCACCAGCGGCGCGAAGAAGAGCUCGCGGGCGAGGACCAAGUCGAAGUCGGAGGCGGAGCCCGAAGACGACGACGGCACGACGACCGGUUCAAACACGAACACGGAAGACGAGGAGGUGUCUACCACGGAUGGCGAAGGAGGAGGAGGAACGGGGCGAAGGCGCGGGUCGAGGGUGGUGGCCGAGGAGGGACCAGAAGCGGCGAGAGGGAUGAUGGGUCGGCUCGGACGACGGUGGAGCCUCGUCUGCUUCCACCCGAGCGAAAUCAACCGCGUCGGGAAGAACGAAAGCGACGGCCAGAGGAAGAACGAAAACGACGAAUGGAUUAGAGACGAGAAGAGACGAGGCGAAGCGAAGACAGAGUCGGGAUCGGGACUUUCGUCGCCGGACUCGGAGCUGGUCACGUGCGAGGUGUUCGAGCUGUGCGAUCGGUGUGCGGUGUUCGCCGAGCCCAAGGCCUGGCAGGCCGCGCCCUGGCCGCCCUCUCCCGCCCAGAAGAAGGUCAAGCGCUCCGCCUCCGAGCGUACACUCAUGGGCGGCCGUGGUUCGGGGAUAGCGAAGAUUGAGGUGAGCAAGAUAUCGGACCUGGUCCAGCUCUUGAAGGACCCCAAGGAGGGGCUCGUGCGGCGCACACGAAAGCUCAAAAAGCAGGAGUACAAGAAGGCCUUCGUCGGGUCGGAGGCAGUGGAGUGGAUGGUGACACGACUGCGAAUCAAUACGCGAAAGGCGGCCGUGCACCUGGGCGAAACGCUCAUGCAUCGAGGCAUCAUCGAGCACGUGAGCAACUCGGAGCCCUUCCUCGACUCCAAGACGUCCUACUACCGAUUUCGACCGGAGAAGACGCGACAAAUCAACGUGUGGUAUCCCGACGAAAAGAUAACGUAUCUCAUCGACAUGAUGCGGCUCAAUCUGGAGUUCAAAACGCGGACGUGGCGCCUCACCAAGUACAAGAAGACGUUCAAAGGCGGCGACCUGGUCGACUGGCUAACCAAACACCUGAAGCUGUCACGAGAGGACGCUGUCGCCUUUGGCGAGGAAAUGAUGCGACGAUCGAUCUUCCAUCACGUCACAUUCUCGGAGCCAUUCGACGACGAGCCCAACCUCUUCCGCUUCUACCAGGACGAGAAGAAGUACAGGACGGCGACGAGAGCAAAGCUAAGGCAAUCGACAUUGUCGGCCGAUCGGGUCAGAGGCCUCCAGAGCGCGCAGGGCAGCAGCGGAUCGGGCAGCUUCUCUGGCGGCAUGCGACCCGUCAACAAGGUCUCCUCCGGCCGCGACGUGCGCGAACGCUACCGCGAUGUCUGA